Molecule: messenger RNA, 2152 nt
Organism: Micropterus dolomieu (smallmouth bass)
Lineage: Eukaryota; Metazoa; Chordata; Actinopteri; Centrarchiformes; Centrarchidae
Gene: ino80e
Product: INO80 complex subunit E
Exons: 8
Coding region: 104-844 (246 amino acids)
Biological process (GO): chromatin remodeling
Cellular component (GO): nucleus; Ino80 complex
Source: RefSeq, a predicted model, not a curated record
ACACGCUGGCUGCCACCUGCUGUUAAAACCCCAAAAGAAGAAGAAGAAGAAGUUCCCGCCCAUCACGACGCAUGGAAACGACGUCACGAAAGUAAACAAGAGUAUGUCGCACAGACAGACUCAAAUAAGAGAAAUGAACGGUCAAGCGGACGUCGAAGUCGACUAUAAGCGGAAAUACAAAAAUCUCAAACGAAAAUUAAAAUUUCUUGUUUAUGAACAGGAAUGCUUUCAGGAGGAGCUGAGGAGAGCACAGAGAAAACUUCUCAAAGUUUCCAGGGACAAAAGCUUCCUUUUGGACAGACUGCUGCAGUAUGAGAGAGUCGAUGAAGAUUCCUCAGAUUCAGAUGCAACAGUUUCUUCAGAAAAUAGUGAAGGAGAAGGACCCCGUGAGAGGGAAAGAGAACGAGAAGUAGCAAAGAAGCGAAGAAGUAGUCCUGGGGCGUGUAUUCCUUCAUCAUCUUCCCCUCAUCUCUCCCUGUUGUCCCGUCCUGGUGUAAAUCCCCUACAGUCAUCGGGCUCUGGACCCUACCUGAACACUAUGCCCUUCCCACCAGAGUAUAUGGCUCCACCAGCUGAACGAAUGAAGAAAGAGAGAAAAACAAAGACGCCUAAAAACAAGAAAGAGACUACUGGGAAGGUUGUUGCCCCAAUGGCAGCUAAUUACCCAUCAGCCCCCGUGGCGCCUACUGCAGCCAGCGGCCCCUUCAGCUGGGUUCCCAGACAGAUGCUUAGUGGAGAUGCAGCUGAGGAGGAGGGAGAGAGUGAUGGAGACAGCGAUCGAGGAGAUGAAGACAGAGGGGAGGGAGACGAGGCUGAACUAGUCAUUGACAUCCCUAAUGAGUGAGCCUGAGUGUGUGUUUAGAUGUAUUUAUAAGCAGGGGAGUGUGUGUGUGUGUGUGAGUGAGUGAGUGAGUGAGUGAGUGAGUGAGUGAGUCUAAAUGUAUUUUCUGUACUCUGUUGCCCAUUAUAUAUUUUCAAAGUGGGAGCCAAGCUCCCCCCUGUGGGCUUUCGCUUAAUUGCAGCAUCACGGUCUAAAAUAUCUCACAGAUAAAUGUGAUUUUCCAAUAUUAUGUUAUGGAUUAAAUCUUGGGUUGUACUUUUUUAAGAAAAAUCCAUGGGCAUUUUUUUUCCAAACAGUCUAGCAUCCCACAAACUGUGACUACAACUAGGUAUGUCCUGCACAGAGUGAGUUUUUGAUCAUUUGUUUUGCAUUGUAUAACCAUAAUCUCGUACUUGGUAUUGUUUAAAUGCUGUAGUCAAUUUAAGUUGUUUAUUAUGAUAUACAUGUUUCAAUUGUGUUUCAAUGUUAGGUCAUCUUUGCUUGUUACGGGCAGCUUUUACAUCUGUCAUUUGUACUAAGUUAAUGUUUUUACAAAACACCAAGAAUUAAAGCUACUUCAUGUUAAUGGAGAUGAUCCUGUCAAAUUGUUUGUGUCAGAGAAUAAAUAAAAUUAUUUCAGGCUAAAAGUUUUUGUUUUAAGUUAAAUGGUGUGUUAGGUAGAUUCUCCUGACAAUAUCCUACAUGGACCAUUUUACUUUAAAAAAAUGGUGUGGGCUGUUGUGUGUUUGUCUAAAAAUAUUUCUUAUCACACCAUUUUAGAUGUUUAAAAAGCAGUAAAAAUGUUGAACACACCUUGUAGUAUAACUUGGUGCCCCACCCAAAACAUCACACCCUAAAGCUCUCAUUCCACAGCUAUAGUCAGUCACUCAGGUAUGCUGCCGUCUGUGUGAAUGUUUAUUGAAUGCAGGACAUGUUUAUUGACAACAUGCACUACAUCUGUGAAAAAGGACAGCUCAUGUAGACCUAGUUCAUGCUUUGUAUUGUACAUGUUUUUCUUUGCUUGCUUGACCUCUGCAAAUGAAUCCUGAUACCAUUCUUGAAAUAAGCCCAGGGGUAAGCUUGGCUCAUGUUGCCCAUAACUCUCACUCUUAAGCAAUAUGAAGGCAGCCUGGCUGGAUUCCACCUCUUCUAGAUGUUAAAAAGACAGUUUCAUAUUAUUUAUGCUCACUCUGCUUACACAUGCACAGGGCUAAGUUGUAAGAUUAUAUGUGAAAUGCUGUUUUUGAUACCUAACGAUUUUGUCAGUGCCAACAUCAUCAUGUCUCAACGGGCAUGUUUCUUAUAAUAAAGAAAGCAUGCUACAACCUGCAA